AUGAUACCACUUCAAUUUUAUCCUACUCAAGUUUUCAAUGAGACAAAACAUAUAGUAGAUGUGGUAGCUAAGGCAUAUCUUGAAAAAGCGACUGGCAAUGUACAUCAUCUGGUUCCGGUCGAAGUCAUUGCUGAUGGAAAUUGUUUAUACAAUUCUAUUGUUCUUCUGAUGAAUGAUCCAUCAGUAACAACGAGUGAAUUACGAGUUCGUACAAUUAUUGAACUUGUAAAAAAUGAAAAUUAUUAUCAAAAUAUAUAUUCACAAUACGUCGGACCUAUCGAUAUAGCUAUCAAAGCUAUGUGCAAAAAUUAUACGUAUUCUGAACUAUACGAAAUAGUCGCACUCUGUAAUGUACUUCAAUGUAACAUACAAAGUGUUUAUCCAAAAAUUGAUUUUCAACAUUAUAUGGCAAUUUUCAAUAACGUUUUUAAACCUGUUUCACCAAUUAUUGCUAAUUGUAACAUUGCAAGUUUAUGGUCACACGCCUUGAAUGAAAAAGACGCACGAGAGACGAAUAAUGGCACAUGGAGUCCGAAUCAUUUUGUUCCACUUAUGUCGCCAUCUAUUCGUAAUGAAUUUACCAACAUUAAUCAAUCAACACUAAUUGUUGUGACUCCUGAAAAGAGAACGUAUAAAAAUAAAGCUGUUACUCAAAUAAGAAUUCCUGAGUUUCAAUCUUCUCCUAGUAAACGCUUACGAAGUGAAGAAAACAUCGAAAAUGACACCACUCAACCAAUUACUUCAAGCUCAAUACAGAAGAAAACGAAUGACAAAGAAGAAAAACGUCAACUUCUACUUGAAAAGAAAAGACAACGCAGUCGAUCUAGUCGUAUGAACGAAACAGAAGAACAACGUCAAAUUCGACUUCAGAAAAAAAGAGAACAAACUCGAUCCAGUCGAAUGAAUGAACCAGAAGAGCAACGUCAGAAUCGACUGCAAAAAUUAAAAGAACGAAAUAUAUCCAGUCGAGCAAAUGAAACAGCGGAACAACGUCAGACUCGACUUCAAAAACUAAAAGAACGAAGUACAUCUAGUCGAGCAAAUGAAACAGAAGAGCAACGUCAGAAUCGACUUGAAACCCUCAAUGAACGAAAUAAAUCCAGUCGAGCAAAUGAAACUGAAGAACAACGUCAGAUUUGA
This is a messenger RNA of Rotaria sp. Silwood1, 1140 nucleotides long. The record is from the annotation of a GenBank genome assembly. Lineage: Eukaryota; Metazoa; Rotifera; Eurotatoria; Philodinida; Philodinidae.